This is a messenger RNA of Phoenix dactylifera (date palm), 1181 nucleotides long. The record is from RefSeq and is a predicted model, not a curated record. NCBI's taxonomy places the organism in Eukaryota, Viridiplantae, Streptophyta, Magnoliopsida, Arecales, Arecaceae.
GUGGGUAUGUGUUAAUUGGCACGGAGAUUUAACCUCUCCAACAUCAACUACAGGGUGGAUGGUCCUUCCAUUUGACUAUGGUGUGAUGCAGCACCAAAAAAGCAAAGCAAUAAAAAAAGAAGUUGGUCCCUGACCAGCAAUCUCAUUAUAACUUUUUAGUCCACAAACAGCACGAAGCACUCAGAACCACCAAAAGCCAAAACCAAAAGCAUGGCCGAGGAGAAGAAGAAACACAAACACAAACACCAAAAUCAACAACAACAGCAUCAACAACAACAGGCCAACAAAUCCACCUCAGUCCCUCACUUCAAGCCAAGCUCCGACGUCAAAGGCAUCCGCUUCGGCGGCCAAUUUGUGGUCAAGUCCUUCACCGUCCGGCGGGCCACGCCGCUCGAGCUGCUCCGCCUCCUCGACAUCCCCCCUUCGUUCCUGAGCCAGUGCCAGACCCUUCCCUUCCCUUCAACCACCACUUACCUGCCCACGAACUUCACCAUCUUGGCACACCACGCAUGGCACACCCUCACCCUCGGCCUCGGCACCAAGAAGUCCAAGGCGGUUCUAUUCAUCUUCGAGUCCGAGAGCAUGAAGUCGGCCAUAGACCAGCUCUGGCCGCCGAUGACCUCUCUGGGCGACGUCAACAAGAAGCUCAUUCGGGGGCUCUCGGGAUGCGAGAUGGCGAGGUUUAAGUUCAGGAAAGGGUGCUUGACGUUCUACGUUUAUGCCGUGCGGCGGCUGGGGGCCGCCGGCUUCUCGUGCGCUGAUGAUCUGAGGAGCAUUUUGGAGGCGGUUGUAGCUCUCAAAGACUUUUUGGACCAUACGGCGAUGCUUGCCCUCCCCAGCCAGCGAAGCAUCACCUUCCCACCGCCGGUCGCCAUGGCGCAUUGAGUUCUUUUUUCCCCUUCUCCUGGCAUGGCAGGAGCAGAAAUCUGAUGUUGUUUUCCAGCGUUCUUCUCCUCUUUAAAUUAUCGACAACUAAGAAGGUAACUUAAAACAUGUUGUUGAGAUUUUUUUGAUUUGUUCAAUAUACCCCCUUCUGCUCCUCCCUCCUUUUUGCAGUGCAUUUGUCGAGUGUGCUUAAGUCUUUCUCCAGUACAAGCGAACAGAGUGGCGUACGUGUCGGUUUUAACAGAAUUCUGUACUCUAAAUUUCUGUGAAAAACAUUUGAGCUUUGAUCCAACAAA